Cynocephalus volans (Philippine flying lemur) is the source of this 252-nucleotide messenger RNA. Its product is annotated as small ribosomal subunit protein eS27-like. The transcript has a single exon. Lineage: Eukaryota; Metazoa; Chordata; Mammalia; Dermoptera; Cynocephalidae. Gene Ontology annotation, molecular function: structural constituent of ribosome; RNA binding. Bases 1 to 252 code for a protein of 83 amino acids. The record is from RefSeq and is a predicted model, not a curated record. Gene Ontology annotation, biological process: ribosomal small subunit assembly; translation. Gene Ontology annotation, cellular component: ribosome; cytosolic small ribosomal subunit.
AUGCCUCUCACAAAGGAUGUCCUUCAUCCCCCUCCAGAAGAGAAAAAGAGGAAACAUAAGAAGCUCCUGGUGCAGAGCCCCACCUCCUACUUCACGGAUGUGAAAUGCCGAGGAUGUUAUAAAACCACCACGGUCUUCAGCCAUGGACAAACUGUAGUUCUGUGUUUUGGCUGCUCCACUAUCCUCUGCCAGCCUCCAGGAGGAAAAGCAAGGCUUACAGAAGGAUGUUCCUUCACGAGAAAGCAGCACUAA